AAAGCUAAAGCACCAACGAUGUCUUCAUUACAAACCCUGCAAACAUGUCUCCCUCUACAGCUGCUCACCGUCACACUCGUUAUCUUCAUCCUCACCGCCACGACGGAGAUUAUUCGUCAUCGAUUCAGGCAGCGGCGGCGGCGGCUUCCGCCGGGACCGCCGGCGAUACCCAUCAUCGGAAACUUGCAUCAGAUCGGAGAAUUACCUCACCGUUCUCUCUGGAAGCUCUCUCGAAAGUACGGUCCUCUCUUACGCGUCAAGCUUGGUUUUGUCCCAACUGUUGUUGUCUCGUCCCCUGAAGCAGCUAGGGAAUUGCUUAAGACACACGACCUCCAUAGUUGUAGCCGUCCAGCUCUCUCAAUUGCCAGAAGACUGUCAUAUGAUUACGCGGACAUCGGUUUCUCACCGUACAAUGAUUACUGGAGAGAAGUGCGAAAGAUUUGUGCCCUUGAGCUUUUCAGUGUGAAAAGGGUGCAAUCUUUCAGGUACAUCAGAGAGGAAGAGAUCGAGUCUCUUGUGAAAACGAUAUCCCAUCACUCUGAUUCUGGAAAACCGGUUAACUUAAGCGAGAAGUUAAUGUCGCUGGCCGUUGCAAUGAUGUUUAGAGCUGGAUUCGGGAUGAGUUCCCGAAAGAUAGAGGAGGAUAAUAAGAGGUUUCGAGGGUUUGUGGAUGAAGGUAACGAGAUUCUUCGUAAAUUUUCGGCAGAGGAUUUAUUCCCGUACGUGGGUUGGAUCGUGGAUAGGGUUACGGGUCUUCACAGAAGGCGAGAGAAGUGUUUCCAUGAUCUUGAUGAGUUUUACGAAGAUACGAUUAGGAAUCACAUUCAGAACAACAACCAAGAAGGACGAGAAGAUAUUGUCGAUGUUAUGCUCAAGAUCGAGAGGGAACAGCUCGCAGUUGGGGACAAACGGUUCACAAGGAAUCACAUUAAAGCAAUUCUAAUGGAUUUGCUUGUAGCCGGGAUAGACGCCCCAGCUACAGUGCUAACAUGGGGGAUGACAGAACUGAUCCGAAACCCUAGAGUGAUGAAGAAGGCGCAAACCGAAAUCAGAAACCGGAUCAAGAACGAAGGAAUGGUUAAGGAAGAAGAUCUAGAGAAGCUCGAGUAUCUCAGAAUGGUGACCAAAGAAACACUGAGGCUUCAUCCCUCGGGAGCCAUGCUACUCCCAAGAGAAUCAAUGUCGGAAUUCAAGAUCUGCGGCUACGACAUAGACCCUAAAACCCGAAUAGAGGUGAACGUGUGGGCGAUCGGGCGAGACCCGAGUGCCUGGAAAGAUCCGGAGGAGUUUUUUCCGGAGAGAUUUAUCAAAAAUGAAAUCGACGUGAAAGGGCAACACUUUGAGCUGUUGCCAUUUGGAGGAGGCAGGAGAAGUUGCCCGGGAAUCAACACGGGGCUGAGCUUGGUGGAGCUAGGGCUUGCGAAUCUUCUGUACUGUUUCGAUUGGAAGCUUCCAGAAGGAAUGACCAAGGAUGACGUGGACAUAGAGGAAGCUGCUGGAAUCUCUGUUCAGAAGAAGGUACCACUUCAACUUGUUCCCGUGAAAACAACAAUUUGGAGUUGGGGUUUGGUUCAGACAAAAGUUCCAAGACCUGAGGCAAAGUAUGUAAUAUCAGAUAUGGAUUUAUAAGAAGCAUAACCAAAGACUAUUUGAAUUGCGUGGCCUCGAUCAUAACGUUGAAGUUAUAUAUUGUUGGCCUGGCAAAGUUUAAGACUAUGAUUAAAUUACGUUUGGAGCUUUAUCUUCUUGUUAUGUUAAUCAAGUAUUAUAAAUGUAUUCUGCUCAUUAAGUCA
Tarenaya hassleriana is the source of this 1793-nucleotide messenger RNA. RefSeq names its product cytochrome P450 71B34-like. The coding region runs from base 19 to 1629 and encodes 536 amino acids. Gene Ontology annotation, molecular function: heme binding; iron ion binding; oxidoreductase activity, acting on paired donors, with incorporation or reduction of molecular oxygen. The record is from RefSeq and is a predicted model, not a curated record. The transcript has 2 exons. NCBI's taxonomy places the organism in Eukaryota, Viridiplantae, Streptophyta, Magnoliopsida, Brassicales, Cleomaceae.